Rhodamnia argentea is the source of this 1101-nucleotide messenger RNA. RefSeq names its product carboxylesterase 1-like. Bases 71 to 1090 code for a protein of 339 amino acids. Gene Ontology annotation, molecular function: hydrolase activity. Lineage: Eukaryota; Viridiplantae; Streptophyta; Magnoliopsida; Myrtales; Myrtaceae. The record is from RefSeq and is a predicted model, not a curated record. The transcript has a single exon.
UCGCACACGUUACCAGCCACGCCCGGAGAAAAUAUAAGAGUCCCCUGACCUUUUCCAGUUGUCCCCUCCAAUGAAGUGCUCUGUGCUUAACACCAUGUCAACCGAAACUGCAUCCUCCAAUCUCACGGUCAACCCCUUGGAGCAUCUCCAGGUCACCCUCAAUCCCGAUGGCACCCUCAACCGCGACCGCCGCAUCAUACCUGUCACCUCCGCCGCGCCCAAUCCCACCUCGCCCACCAGUCCAGUCCUCUCCAAGGACCUCCCGAUCAACCCUUCCCACAACACCUGGGCCAGGAUCUUCCUACCCCACCGGUCACCGUCGUUCUCGGAGGAGAAACUCCCCCUCAUCGUUUACUACCACGGCGGGGGAUUCAUCCUCUGCAGCGCGGCUUCCACUUUAUUCCACGAGUUCUGUGUCACUCUGGCGCGCGAGCUCUCCGCUGUUGUUGUGUCGGUGGAGUAUCGCCUUGCCCCGGAGCAUCGGCUCCCUGCGGCGUACGACGACGCUGUGGAGGCGCUGCACUGGGUUAAAACCGCCCGAGACGAGUGGCUCGCGGGCCACGCCGAUCUCUCCGCGUGCUAUCUCAUGGGCACCAGCUCGGGCGGCAACUUGGCCUUCCAUGCAGGGCUACGUGCAUCCGCGUCGCACGGCGACCUCAAGCCGUUGAAGAUCCGAGGGCUGAUACUGCACCACCCCUACUUCGGGGGCACCCAGCGGACGCCGUCAGAGCUGAGGCUGGCGAACGACCUGUCGCUGCCGCUGGCGGUCAACGAUUUCAUGUGGGAGCUGUCGCUGCCGCUUGGGGCGACGCGGGACCACGCGUACUGUAAUCCAACGGUGGACGGCGGCUCCAAGCUCUCGGAUUGGGUGGAUAAGAUGAGGUCGCUGGGGUGGAGGCUACUGGUCACCGGCUGCGAUGGAGACCCGCUGAUCGAUCGACAGGUGGCGUUAGCGCAAAUACUGCAAGAGAAGGGAGCGAUCGUGGUGAGGGAUUUCAGGGAGGGUGGACAUCAUGGGAUUGAGGUCACGGAACCGGACAAGAGCAAGCCUCUGGUCCAAACAUUAAAGGCUUUCCUGUCGACGACUUGACGGUUUCUCGC